CCACUUUCAAAAUGUACAAAUCGAUCGUUCUAUUUGCGUUCGCCGCCAUUGUCAAUCUGGCUGCUGCCACACCACCAGCGUGCAUGCUUGCUGCAAUCAAGUAAAUCCCCCAACGGAUAUCGAUUCCAAAUAUGCGCGGUCUUGGGAAAAGCAUCAAUAAGCGGAUAUAUGACGAAAGAUUGUAGACUGACAAGGCCAUAUAGCACUCAAGAUAAUAUUGCCGACUUCAACUCCAUCUGCGGAGACAACGCAUCCGAUGUUCAGAGCUCCAUUCAAGAAGUUUGCGGCGACUCCGCCGAUACUGCAUUGAAGGCCUUUGCCGACGCCUGCAAAGAAAAGGGUCAUCAGGUUUCCAACCCAACUCCCUCCUCUAACCCAUCGUCUACCCCAACAGGUAGUAAGUCAUAUCUAGCAUUCUUCUAAACCUCCCUGUUACCUGGUACCUUAAAUAACGCUGACAUGAUUUUUCAAUCAGGUGCUGCCACCCAAACGACCGAGGUGUCACCCCAAAACCCCCUUGGUGCCUCGCCCACCUCAGGCACGGUUACAGACAGCGCA
Pseudovirgaria hyperparasitica is the source of this 558-nucleotide messenger RNA. RefSeq lists its product as uncharacterized. Lineage: Eukaryota; Fungi; Ascomycota; Dothideomycetes; Acrospermales; Acrospermaceae. The record is from RefSeq and is a predicted model, not a curated record. Bases 169 to 423 code for a protein of 84 amino acids. The transcript has 2 exons.